AUGGCGUCUGCGAAGAAACCCACCGAUCAAAUCAAGCAACUCAAAGACAUCUUCGCUCGAUUCGACAUGGACGGAGACGGAAGCUUAACACAGCUCGAACUCGCGGCUCUUCUCCGUUCACUCGGAAUCAAACCACGAGGAGAUCAGAUCUCUCUCCUCCUUAACCAAAUCGACCGUAACGGUAACGGAUCCGUCGAGUUCGACGAGCUCGUGGUGGCGAUAUUGCCGGAUCUAAACGAAGAGGUCCUGAUAAACCAAGAACAGUUAAUGGAGGUUUUCCGUUCGUUUGAUCGUGACGGUAACGGACAGAUAACGGCGGCGGAACUAGCAGGUUCGAUGGCUAAAAUGGGACACCCGUUGACUUACCGUGAAUUAACGGAAAUGAUGACGGAAGCUGAUUCUAACGGUGACGGUGUUAUUAGUUUCAAUGAGUUUGCACAUAUCAUGGCCAAAUCAGCUGCUGAUUUUCUUGGAUUAACCGCUUCUUAA
Arabis nemorensis is the source of this 489-nucleotide messenger RNA. NCBI's taxonomy places the organism in Eukaryota, Viridiplantae, Streptophyta, Magnoliopsida, Brassicales, Brassicaceae. The record is from the annotation of a GenBank genome assembly.